AUUAUCUUAAAUCAAAGUGCUUGGUUCUCGUCACACGUUAAGUUUCUCACAAUUUAGAUAAUAUCCUUAUCGGAAAGUGCUAACAGAUUAGCGAAAAAUCAAUUUUGUCCGUUGCAAAGAAGGGAAACGGUCGAGGUCGGAAGGAGAAUUUUCCCCGGAGGAAGAAUGUUUUGGUCUACGUCGGACGGGACGGAAGUGACGCAUUGGGAGUCGGCCCACAGCUUUCUUCUGACCGAUCGCCUUUCCGUCACGGUGGCGGGAGAAGUGCUUCUGUCCGCGCUCAUUUUGGCGGCAAAUACUUUGGUGAUUUUCGUGGUCGUCGGCGCACCCGCUCUCCGAACCCCCGGCAACUACUUCGUCCUCAGUCUGACCGCCGCCGACAUCCUUUCGGGCACCUCCAUCGUCUUCGUCAUCCUCAGCAUCUGCCACCGCAACUUUUCCUCCGCCGGCCUUCUGUGCAAGUGGAGAUUUACCUUUCUGGCCGUCUGGUGGUCGGCUUCCCUGCACGGUCUUUUGGCCAUCGCCCUGGACCGAUCGUUGGCCAUUUUGAAACCUCUUCGUUACUGCAAAAUGGCCACCGAGAGGCGCUCUCUCUUCGUCAUUUUUGUCGUUUGGAGUUACAGUUUGAUCCUCGGAUUUUGUCUUUACAUCAAAUUCGACUCCGGUCGAGUGAAACGAUGCGACUUAUUCUUCGACGUCCCUCGUUCCUACUUGAAGUAUUUCGUCUUGAAUUUUUCCUUCGUCCUUCUCGUAAUCGCCAUUUGUUAUUGUAAGAUAUUCUUCGUGGCCAGAAAGCAGGCCAAGAACUGCUUCGGAAGAUCUCCUCCUUUGUGUACCCGAGCGUCGAAACACGUCCGAACUUUGGCCUUGGUGGUGGGAGUUCUUUUUGUCUGUUGGAUGCCCGUCGUUGUGGUGUUGUUGCUGGUGCGGCGACAAGGAGACGGGCGCGACCUGCAGACGGCCAGAGUGGUCGCCUGCUUCUUUUCUCAAAUUGGUUCGGCCGUUAAUCCCAUUGUUUACAGUUUCGGAAACGGAAAUCUCUUGUUUCCGGCCUAA
Molecule: messenger RNA, 1056 nt
Organism: Centruroides sculpturatus (bark scorpion)
Lineage: Eukaryota; Metazoa; Arthropoda; Arachnida; Scorpiones; Buthidae
Product: adenosine receptor A2b-like
Exons: 3
Coding region: 166-1056 (296 amino acids)
Biological process (GO): G protein-coupled receptor signaling pathway
Cellular component (GO): membrane
Molecular function (GO): G protein-coupled receptor activity
Source: RefSeq, a predicted model, not a curated record